AUGAAACUCUCUCAGCUUAUCCCUAUCUCCAUCGCCGCUGGCUUGUUGGACUCUGCCAGUGCUCGCAGUCACAGUCCUGGUGGGCGGUCUUUGGGCACCACAUCAAGUCUCAUCGCCACGGAAUAUGGUACUGUGUUUGAUGUUCCAGUGACCAUCGGCAGCCAAACCUUUAUGCUCCUUGUUGACACAGGUAGCAGUGACACAUACGUUAUGCAAACCGGCUACACCUGUGUCAACAGUAGCAGCAACAUGAUUAUUUCGGAAGCAGAUUGCGAAUAUUCAAACAAGACCUAUCAUAAGUCUGAAACCUAUCGAAAAGUCCAUGGCGAGUUCUUUGGAGUCGAAUAUGGAGCAGGACUCGCAAGUGGUCUCAUGGCCUACGAGCAAGUCUCCAUGGGCAACAUCACCGUGGACAGCCAGAAAGUCGGCAUUGCAAAUGACUCCAAUCCUAUGGGUGAUGGAGUGAACAGUGGACUGCUCGGCUUGGCUUAUCCAUCUCUCACAUCAGCCCACCCGUUGAAUGACACCUCGAACUCGAGCUACUGGGAGAACCGUCUGGUCUACAAUCCUCUCCUGUUCACAAUGCACGAUGAAGGUCUCAUCGACCCCUACUUCAGCCUUGCACUGGCACACACACCUCAGAAUGAGUCCACUUCAUUCGGUGGCUACAUGACACUUGGUGGUCUCCCUCCUGUUCCUCACAGCUCGCACUUUUCAACCGUCCCCGUUGAGAUUACCUCUGAGAUUCCAUUGUGGUACACAUCCGGAAAGAAAGUUCGAUCUUACUGGUCUAUGACUGUCAGCAACGUUACUUUUGGCUCAUCGUUGAAUAACAUGACUACCAACUCCACCUCUUUCCAAGCCUUUGUCGACUCGGGAAAUUAUAUCUCAUACCUUCCUAGCGCUAUCGUUGACCCCAUCAACGCUCUCUUCUCUCCACCAGCAGUUUACGACUCUGACCUUGAGCUGUACGUUGUCGACUGUGCUGCAAAGGCCCCAGAGUUUGGUAUCUAUCUCGGUGACCAAUUGUUCUUCCACAACGGCUCAGACCUUAUCUACCAAACUGGCGAUGGAUUCUGCGUCUCAAGCUUAGGCUCUUCAGCCGAUGUGUCACUUGAGGGUAUCACAUUGAAUAUCAUUGGAGUUCCUUUCCUGAAGAACGUUGUUGCUGUCUUCAACUUUGGAAAUGAUGAGAUGCGAUUUGCUAAGAAAUUCAACUGA
Messenger RNA from Penicillium malachiteum, 1221 nucleotides. RefSeq lists its product as uncharacterized. The transcript has a single exon. Gene Ontology annotation, molecular function: aspartic-type endopeptidase activity. The coding region runs from base 1 to 1221 and encodes 406 amino acids. Lineage: Eukaryota; Fungi; Ascomycota; Eurotiomycetes; Eurotiales; Aspergillaceae. Gene Ontology annotation, biological process: proteolysis. Gene Ontology annotation, cellular component: fungal-type vacuole. The record is from RefSeq and is a predicted model, not a curated record.